AUGUUUCUCAAGGAGUCCAUUGAUAAUAUGAAAGAAAGAUUAACGGAUGAAACUGAAAUAUAUGCGAAAAAUAUAAAGAAGUUGAGAAAUCGUCAGUCUGCACAAAGAGCACGCGAUCGUCAAAAAGCUCGUCUGAGAUGGCUAGAAAGGGAAGUUGCAAUAUUAACGGUCAAAAACCAAGCACUCCAGGCCGAAAAUGUCGCUCUUAGAAACCUCAUCGAUAAUGACAAGCCGCAACCUAGGAUACAAGAACCAAUUAGAAGGAAAGAUACGCUACCAAUUAAAAAGCGCGUUCAGGCGCAAUCUGCAGGCGGCAAAUCAUUCAAUCCAGACGUUGACAACAUUCAAUCCAGUCCUCGUAAAAGGCCGAACAGCGACUUCGUUCCGGGAAGAAUACAAGGAAAGUUGAAAAUCAUCAACUCAGAAAAUGACAAGCCUUUUACAGUCGUCGACAGGGUUGCUGUUAUAUCCCCCGUCUUGCGGAAUGAAAGCUGUGAAUCGGAUCGUCCAAGUCAACCAGCAUUUAUUUCUCCAGAUCCAACUAAAGGAUUAAAAGUAUCUACGAGGCAUAAUCAGAAUAUCAACCAGCCGAGUAAAGACGGGCAGCACUUGAAAAAUCACCUUGCAACCAAUUUUGUUGCCGAUUAUGUUAAAUCAGAUCAAGAUAUGAGACCAAUAAAUUACUCGACUGCUAAAAAAGAUCUUGCAUUUCAAAUGGUUUGCUGACUAUGCCCAACUAUUAAUAGCAAUGCAAUGUUCAAAUUUCCACAGAAAUCAAAUUUUGCCCCGCCGAAUUACGACGGACUCAUCCCGGCCUUGUAUUCGCCAGUGUAUCACCAGGACUCCCUCUGGUUAACUUUCUCCAAAUGCUGCGAUGACCACGGCAGCCAUGAGUAACAACACGGACGAGUUGUGAAAAAGCAUCGGAGGUGCAGAAAACAAUCAAGCUGCUCCGCGAAGCAAACGCCAUUUCUGAUUUCGUACACAAGCAGAAAAACAAGUUUUUUGUCCAGAGAUGUUAUCGGCGAUCUACCCAUCGGGAUUCGCCUCUGCGGAGAUACCAAUAACAAGUCCGAAUUUAUUGUCCUCUCUUGUGUUUACCUCCUGGUGCUUCUAUACUAGGAGAGAAACUGCGCACGGAAGGGAUAUCAUCAAAGGAAACAGCAACAGCGAAGGCAAGUUUGAUUCGACAAAAGAUGAAUAGCUUUGAAAGCGAUUGUAGCAGCCGACUAUCAAGCUGAAUCCGACUUCCCGUAGAUAUUGUCACGUUCUAGUGAAUAUUAGAAAUUGAAUCUUCAUUUUAGCUAUAUUGCAAUGCGACCAGAAAUCAUGUCGAUGCUUAUGUUCUUUAUCUUUCGAAAUGUUUGGUAUACUAUUUUUAAUAGACAUUUCGAUACCUCCUUACAAUGUCAAACAAAGUUUAUGCCAAACAGAAUAGAGCCAGGCUCAAAUAUAAAGACACGAAGACAAUACGAAGUAGUAUCAAAUAAAUAUUUUACAGUACCGGUAGUCUGGCCACCAGAUCAUUGAGAUUUGUUCACGGAACCACGAUGAGCAAUUUCUAAUUUUGAUGAACUCAACACACAAAACUUUGAAGUGAAAACGAAUCCCAUUGAGUCCACAGAUAUUUUUGAAAUAAAUAAAAGUAAUGGCCUUCUAGCGACAACAACAAGCUUAAUUUACGGAAAAUUUCAAAGCGAUGGAUCCAGUAGUUGAAAGGAAAAGCACACAACUACAACAUGAUAACAAAACGAUCCAUUAGGGCAUUAGGCCAUUUCGUGUCCAACAAGCAAACAUUUAUUUUUUGUUUAAUAUAACAAAUAAACUCACGACACGUACAAGAAUAUUUUCUUACAUGCACCGUGUACCGACCCGCAACAGUGUUAUCAUUGUACAAAAUUUUUAAUCAUUAUAUAUACGUUAUUAUUUUGGUGUAAGCAAUAUAGUUGUUAUAUAUGCUUUUUGAUAUUUGAUUGUCAUUUUUGUGUUAUUACCAAAAGUUAUGUUCAAUCAAGUAAUUUAUCGAGAAACAGUGUUAUUUUCGAUUUUUCAAUUCAUUUUAUUGAUGUUUUUUCAAAGAGAUUUCGGAUUUCUAGCCAAAACGUUUUUUUUUUUAAUCAAUGCUGAAAUGAGGUAAUUGACAUUCUACCUUCACAAUGUAUUGGAAAAUUUCUGUCGAAUAAUACUUACCUAUUUGAACAUGUAAGAGUACAAUGAGCCUGUGGUGAGACAAAUUUAGUUAGCUUUGUCCAGAAAUUUCCCUGAUAUUGUAGUUCCAAUAUAAAGUACAGCUUAUCGGCCAAUUUCUUAUAGUCUGAGUCUAACCGAAAAGCGGAGAAUCCAUUUGAAAAAUACAUCGUUGGAAUCCACAUUUGAAACAUUAGUCUUCCUCCAAAAAUUCAUAUUUUUAAAACGUUUUUCUAGGAAAUCGAAGACUCUUUUUGUUCUCUCAGUAUUCAUUACACAAGUGCAUUAUCAGUUUUGGCCAUUUUAUGUAUUUUAUAUAUUUUCUCAUUUUCUCAACUACAAAAUGUCUCAACAGUGUUUUCAGUAUACACUAACACCCUUUAUUCUAUUUCAAUUUUAACUGAAACAACCAUUAACAAUAAUUUCUUAUAUACUAUAUAAACUCACGAGCCUUGCUAAAAAGGAGUAAAUGUUUUACAAAUUGUGUCAACUGUAAUAAUUUGUCCGCUUCAAAACUUGGUAGCCUAAUAUUUUAUCAAACACGUGUGAAACUUUCAAUGAGUGUACCAGAAUCUAUUUUACUGUGAAAUCGUAGUUUAAGAUAGAUCUGUUGUUAAAAUAUUGUGCUAUAUGAAUCCAAUAUAAUCACAAGAACCAUAUCAUUAGUAAACUAAAAUUAUUCGUAAUUCAUGUAAAUUCGGCAGGAUUUCGAUUUUGAGUGAUUUUUUUUUCAACAACCUUAUUACUGGGUUAGUAUGCUUAUAUACAUAGGCAUUCUCAGGAAAAUGGGAAACGUGCAUUACUUUUUUUUCACUUUCAUAUUAUUUUAUCCAGCAGAAAAUUCUAGACUUUGUACAAUUGUCCUUGAAGUUACAUUAUAAUUUUAAUUUUUAUCUUUAUACUUUCUUUAAAUGAAUAAGAUAAACUUGCAUUAUCAUCGCCGUCAUUGUGUAAAUAGGAAUGAAAUAUUGAUAAAUAAUUUUCUCAUAUAUUUUGCAUUUUUGAUAGUUUCGAUUAUUCAAAAAUUUGACAUACCUGAAUUAUGACAGUGGUUUAUAAUUUUUAGAUUAUUGUUUUAUAUACAACUUCUAGUAUAAUUCCGUUCAAAACUUUGAAAUGGCUAGGAAUAAUUGGAGCUUUUACUUUAUUUCCUUUAUGAGCUGUCCACGCUGUUUGCAUUAUAUUUUCCAGUUUUAAUUGUACAAUGUGUCAAACGAUGAAAAUUAAGAACAUGUAAAGAUUGCUACAAUUAUAGUGAUAAGAAGAACGGUG
This is a messenger RNA of Styela clava, 3459 nucleotides long. The record is from RefSeq and is a predicted model, not a curated record. NCBI's taxonomy places the organism in Eukaryota, Metazoa, Chordata, Ascidiacea, Stolidobranchia, Styelidae.